AUGUGGAUGGAGCGGAGCUGCCUUCAGCGAAGCAAGAAAAUGGAUAGCGAAGAGGAGGUCUUCAGGAGGAGAGAAAAGAAGAGGAGAAUCGCAUUUUUGGAGGAUGAGGAAUCGUCCAGCAAGAAGAGCCAGGGAGAGAAGAGAACUGGCUCUGAGGAGGGGAUCGUCUCCCAAAAGACAGAUCACCAAGGCCAGAGAGAAGAACAGGAAGAGGAAAAGGAGGUCCUUGACAGAAGAAACGGAGCCAAGAGGAGAAGAGAAAACUCUUCAAGCAAGAAAGAAGAGGAGAACUCCAGGGGCUUAGGAAACAGCAAUUGUCAGCCCUCCCACCCCACCAGCACAAUCUCUAACAACAUCCAGAGAUUCAUUUUCCAUCAUGUGCUUGGUCGGGGAAGUUUUGGAAAGGUGGUGCUGGCAGAGGACAAGUAUACCCACCAGCAAUUUGCCGUAAAAGUCAUCACAAAGAGAGACCUGCUUGCUGAAGGAGAAGAGCACGCAAUGGUGGAGCGGCGAGUGUUACAACUUGCAUCUGGCUGCCCCUUCCUUCUUCAUGGCACAUUUGCAUUCCAGACCAAGCUGGCACCACCUAUGGCAACACUGGACAAACCCUGGGGACCAGGCAAUGUGCCUAAAACAUUUGGGGCUGACUUUGGGUUUAUUGAAGUCUAUGGAACAUCUUACUUGCACCUGGAGUGGUCAAACUGGGUCCUAAAAUCUACUACUGUCCUCCCCUUCCCUAUGGAUGUAGUUCUUAAUGAGUGCUUCAAAAUGGAGCUUGUUCUACUUGGCAUGGAAUAUGUCACCUGUGGAGAUUUCCACCAACUCCUGCGGAGGAAGGGGCGUCUUGACAUCCCCAGUGCAAGAUUCUACGCCGCAGAACUUGUGUGUGGAAUUCAAUAUCUGCAUUCUAAGGGUAUCAUCCACCGAGAUCUCAAGCCUUCCAACAUCCUGGUGACUGAAACGGGCCAUAUUAAGAUUGCCGACUUCGGUCUGGCACUUGAGAACAUCUAUGGAGACCGAACAGCCACAGAAUACACUGGAACACCGGGCUUCAUGGCUCCUGAGAUCCUGGCUGCGGAGGAGUACAAUGCUGGAGUAGACUGGUAUGCAUUUGGCAUCAUCUUGAACAUCAUGAUUACCAACAGCCACAAAUACCAGCGAGGACUAUUCAAUGCCUCCAGCAAAGAGGCAAAGAACAUCAUUAAAAAGCUCCUCCGGGAAGAUCCUACCAGGCGUCUCGGAGUCAAUGGCAACAUCAGAGCCCACAGGUUUUUUCAGUGUAUUGACUGGGACUCGGUGGAAGCCCUUAGGAUGCGUCCACCACACAUUUCUAAACCACCAAACAACAUCCAGCGUGGCUCAAGACCAUUCAAUCUCCAAAUCCUGGAAGCAGCAGAGGCUAGCAACUUGGCCAUGUCAGCAAACCACCAGGCCUUAUUCACAGGGUUUUCAUUUACCAACAUCAGCUGGAAAACCCCAGACCAUCCACCAGCUCUUUAAUACCAUCAGAGCAAGCUGUCUUCCUAAGCCCCAAGUAGAGCUUCAGAAAGGAGAAGAUCAAGAUGGGCAAGCCGGACCUGGACAAGCAGGCAAGAAACAUCAUCAUCACAAGACUAAAGUCAGGAUCAGGACCUCAAAGGAACACCAGAGAUAUUCCUGUUCAAGAGGAUGGCCACAGAGAUGGAUGACACCAAAGAGGUAAGUACCCUUGGGGAAAUAUUAUUUGGCAUUAUGAUGUGCCUGGACAUACCAGGCACACUACAUGCCCAUGACAAUUGCAGCCUUAUGCUACUAUAUGUAUAGUGUUCUGCUGUAUAUAUAAUACAUAAGAGAGCAAAAAAACCACUAUAAUUAUAUUUACCGGUGAUGACCGGUAAAUAUAAUUACAAUUUUUCCCCUCUUCUAUAACAACUGAUUGUGAUGUUAUGGGCGAUGGGAAGAUAAGGUGUGUGAUGGCUGGCUAUUAAGGGGUGGAGGAGGCCAGACGGGGGGGAAUUUACUAAAAUCAACAUUUCAUAUCAUGGUCUUGGUGAAAAGCAUGCUAAAGUAAGAUGUGACACACAGUCGAGUCUCAUUAUUAUGACUACCAGCUAAUAUCUAAAGUAACCAUUAUGUGCAGCACGGACAGCAGCUAGACGACCUUGGAGUGACUCAAUAAGGUCCUGGUAGGUUGUUACAGGUAUCUGGAGCCAUGCUGACUGCAGUGCAUGGAGGGUGCGUGGGGGUGAAUCCAAACAGCGAACGCAAUGAUCGAGGUGGUCCCACAAAUGCUUAAUUGAGCUCAAGUCUGGGAAAUUAUGGGGACCAGGGUAGUACUUGGAAGUCUCUUCCAAGCAAUGUGAGACAUUUCUAGCUGUGUGACAUGUCACAUUGCCUUGCUGGAAGAUCCCAUCUGCCCAAAGGAAGACAAUCAGCUUGUAUGGGUGUACGUGAUCUGCAAGGAUGAAUUCAUACCCACAUGCAUGGCCAACUCUGCCACCACCAGCUUGUGUUCUUCCAGUUAUGGUUGCAGCGUGUUUGUUCUUUGAGGUUUCUCGUAUGACACACCAAUGUCCAUCCAGUCAAAAAGCAAAAAAAAUUACCCAUUGGAGAAGGCAAUCCUUUGCCAAUUAGCGGAGGUCCAAUUUCUAUAUUGGCACGGAAAACGAAGCCUUUUAUGCAGCUUUGUUAUCAGAAAGGCAGUGACCAUUCAUCUGCUUUAGGGCUCAUUCAGACCCCCGUAUAAAUGGGUCUGCAUCCGUUCCACAAUUUUAAGGAACGAAUGUGGACCCAUUCAUUUUAACGGGUCCACAAAAGAUGCGGACAGC
Molecule: messenger RNA, 2807 nt
Organism: Bufo gargarizans (Asiatic toad)
Lineage: Eukaryota; Metazoa; Chordata; Amphibia; Anura; Bufonidae
Product: protein kinase C delta type-like
Exons: 9
Coding region: 1-1500 (499 amino acids)
Biological process (GO): protein phosphorylation
Molecular function (GO): ATP binding; protein kinase activity
Source: RefSeq, a predicted model, not a curated record